AAUCUUGAUUUGCUUUCAUCCAAAAAGCUUAAUGAGAGGUGGAAAAUGACUGUUGUAUCAUUGAAUCGAGCUCAUAUUAGGAUGGAAAAGAAAGAGAUUACACCCGUCUGUGUUCCAGAACUCCAUUUGAAACUUACAAUAAACGAAAAAACAGGCAAAGAAAACAGUUGUGUUUUUUCUCCCAUAAAAUCUUCCUGAAUUCCCAUUAACAUACACCACCCUAAAAAUAGUGUGCCAUAGUUUAAGACCUUUUCAGAUAUGAAAUCCGUGCCCUCUGCCAACAAAAGCAAUCACCAGUAGCUAGUCCAUGCGGAAGCGAAACAGCUGGGGGUUUCUGUUGGUUUUGUCAAACACUUCACAGAGUGUGCAUUUCUUCUCUGCAUCUCUUGUUCGGCUAAAGUGUUAAACUGUCGUCACUCGUUUUGAUAGUCGAAAGAAAAGAAAGGCUCUCAUCUACUUUCUGCACUGGCUGACAGGUUGCAGAUGCUUGUGGCCUCAGACUAUUCCAAACUGGUCAGUGAGUUCUAAAGCAGUUGACACCCUCACACGCCUGACUCCACAUGCAAUCAUUAGUAAUACUUCAGAAUUCAGAAAUGUUAAUUACGAGAAUCAUCUUCAGUGACUUGUUAAUGUCUGAGACCUGCUUAAUGUGCUGUUACCUUUUAUUCAGUAAGGUGUAGGAUUGAAUCUGAGACCUGCUUAAGUUUCUAUGGGGCUUUGGCAACUGUUCGUUGUUUCACUGAUGCCAGUUGUGAAGGUGCUCCUGAUGACUACAUUAGGUGUAUUUCUUGCAACUGAGCGCAUGGAUAUUUUGGGGACGGAUGCGCGGAAGCAUCUGAAUAGUCUUGUGUAUUAUGUCUUGAAUCCAGCACUUGUUGGUAGCAACUUGGCGAAAUUCAUAACGUUGAAAAGCAUAGUUAUGCUGUGGUUCAUGCCACUCAAUAUUUUUAUCACCUUUAUCGCUGGCUCAGCGCUUGGAUGGCUACUAAUAAAAAUUACAAAAGCUCCUAAUCACCUGCGGGGCCUCAUCGUGGGCUGUUGUGCUGCUGGGAAUCUGGGCAACAUGCCUCUCAUAAUCAUUCCAGCUGCCUGUGAAGAAAAAGACAAUCCAUUUGGCGACGCCAGCAUCUGCAAAAUGCAUGGAUUGGCAUAUGCUACGCUCUCUUUGGCAAUUGGAUCCAUCUUGUUGUGGUCAUAUGUGUACAAUAUUGUGCGAAUAUAUUCAAGUACAGAUUCUGAUGAAACCAAACCGGAUGCCUUGCCAGAGGGUCUAGAAUCUGCCGUAGAAAUAACACCAGGGCCCAUGCUUUUCUUAAAAGAGCCCUCAAUCGAUGAGGGUAUGGAGAACUUUGAGCUUGAUCGUGCAGUGUCGAACGGGAAGGCGAAGGUACCAUUUCCAGAAAACAUUAAGCGAGGAUUUCAGAAGGUUCUGAAGAAACUCAACCUGAAGAGAUUGCUUUCACCUUCAAUUAAUGGAGCGAUUGUUGGAUUUAUAGCCGGUACUAUCCCUCCUUUCCGAAAAUUGUUGAUCGGUGACAGUGCUCCUCUUCGUGUGGUUGAAGACUCUGCAUACUUUGUCGGGGAGUCAGCCAUUACAAUCACCACUUUGAUUGUAGGAGCAAAUCUUCUGAAGGGCUUCAGGGGGUCAAAGGUGCCGAUCUCAGUGAUUAUUGGUAUCACGGCAGUCCGUUAUAUAAUCUUGCCGAUAUUGGGAGUUGUUAUCAUUAAAUGUGCAGUCCAUUUGGGGGCAGUGAACUCAGAUCCUCUGUACAAGUUUGUUCUGCUGCUUCAAUUUGCACUGCCUCCAGCAAUAAACAUAGGCACAAUGACCCAGUUGUUUGGAGCUGGCGAAGCCGAAUACUCGGUCAUCAUGCUAUGGACCUAUGCCUUGGCCUCUGUUUCGGUGAUGCUCUGGUCAGCAUUCUUCAUGUGGCUCGUCAAAUAACUAUCGCUUGCCUCUUGGAUCGCUUCCAACAUACUCAAUCUAGGCAAUGCCAUUUUAUCCUUCGCAUAGAUAUUUCAUUAGUCUUGGCCAAUACGAACGUAAAUGAAGAAAUUAUGAAAGGCA
Messenger RNA from Populus euphratica (Euphrates poplar), 2068 nucleotides. RefSeq lists its product as uncharacterized. Gene Ontology annotation, cellular component: membrane. The coding region runs from base 710 to 1945 and encodes 411 amino acids. The record is from RefSeq and is a predicted model, not a curated record. Gene Ontology annotation, biological process: endoplasmic reticulum to cytosol auxin transport. NCBI's taxonomy places the organism in Eukaryota, Viridiplantae, Streptophyta, Magnoliopsida, Malpighiales, Salicaceae. The transcript has 11 exons.